AAAGGGGAGCCUCCAGUUGGACUCGAUGGAUUUGACCAUUCGCAGAGGCGUGGUGGGUCUCGCCACGGGGGCCGGGGCCGUCUACCUCAUCUACAAAGCCAUCCAGGCUGGCAUGAACAGUCGGCCUCCAAGCCCCACGACCUCACCUGUCUGCAUCGCCCGCCUGGCGAUUGAGCGGGAGCGGCACGGCCGGGACUCGGGAGAGCUGAGGAGGCUGCUGAACUCCCUGGAGCAGAAGCAGGAUGAUUACUCCAAGAGCAUGAUCCUGCAUAGCAUCACGCGGUGUGUCUACCUGCUGGAGGCAGAGGCCUCGGCCUGCAGCUCUGAGGACAUCCAGCUGGUGGGCUCCCUGCUGGACGACAAGGACACCGGGGUCCGGAUCCAGGCCCUCAACGCCCUCAAGGCCUUCGCAGGCAUCCGCAAGUUCAGACUCAAAAUUCAGGAACACAUGGUCAAGGUCUUGGAGCUACUGUCCUCCGUGUGGGACCCAGAGCUGCACGUGGCAGGGCUACGGCUCCUCAACGGCCUGCCCUUGCCCGACUUCACGCACCCACAGCUGCGCCGGGUGAUGCCCGCCCUCAUGGAGAUCCUGCAGACGGGCAGCAUCCUGGCCCAGGUCCAAGCGCUGAGACUGCUGAGCCACCUGGCCCAGAAGAAUGAUCUUCUCUACGACAUCCUCAACUGCCAGGUCCGCCCGGACUUCCUGAGCCUGUUUCAGCCGACGCAGCCGGGCGGCCUGCUCUGCGAGGCGCUGGUCCUGGCGGAGCGGCUGAGCGAGGGCCGCGGGUCGCCGCACUACCAGGCCGUGCAGUGGGAGUACAACGAGCAGUCCCUGCACGCCGCGCUGUUCGGCGACGCUUCGCGCCUGGCCGACCGCCUCUUGGCCCUGGUGGUCCACCCCGAGGAGGAAGUGCAAAUCCACGCCUGCAAGGUGAUCGUCAGCCUGCAGUAUCCCUCGGAAGCCGGCUCCCAGGCCCGCCCCGUCGACACCUCCUUCCUCGCUGAUGGGGGCACCUGCUAGGCACAAUAAAAUAAAACAC
Messenger RNA from Tachyglossus aculeatus (Australian echidna), 1040 nucleotides. It is a transcript of the gene ARMC12, whose product is annotated as armadillo repeat containing 12. The transcript has 6 exons. The record is from RefSeq and is a predicted model, not a curated record. Lineage: Eukaryota; Metazoa; Chordata; Mammalia; Monotremata; Tachyglossidae. Bases 26 to 1021 code for a protein of 331 amino acids. Gene Ontology annotation, cellular component: nucleus.